This is a messenger RNA of Ziziphus jujuba (common jujube), 876 nucleotides long. RefSeq names its product oleosin H2. The coding region runs from base 70 to 594 and encodes 174 amino acids. Lineage: Eukaryota; Viridiplantae; Streptophyta; Magnoliopsida; Rosales; Rhamnaceae. The transcript has a single exon. Gene Ontology annotation, cellular component: monolayer-surrounded lipid storage body; membrane. The record is from RefSeq and is a predicted model, not a curated record. Gene Ontology annotation, biological process: seed oilbody biogenesis; lipid storage; response to freezing.
UCUCUCUCUCUCUUUCUCUCUCUCUCGGUGUCUCUGUCUUUUUCUCUCUGCAAAACCAUCAAAACGGCCAUGGCGGACCAGCGAACCCAGCAGCAGAACCAGCAAUACCAGCAACAACAACAAGAACACCGUUCCGAUGAAGGUCCUUCAGCUUCGCAAAUCGUGGCGGUUCUUACACUCCUCCCAGUCGGAGCCACACUCGUCUUCCUCGCCGGACUCACACUCACUGGAACCGUGCUCGGGCUGGCUGUUUCGACACCACUGUUCGUUGUUUUUAGUCCUGUGUUGGUCCCUGCGGCUCUGGUAAUUGGAUUGGCGGUUACGGGGUUUUUGACUUCCGGAGCUUUCGGAAUCACGGCGGUCUCGGCUCUUACAUGGUUGGCGAAUCAUUUGAGGGAAAGAGUCCGUGGGGGUGAUGGUGCUGGGCUUACGGCGCAAGCCAAGAGAAGAAUGCAGGAAACGGCGGGUUAUUUGGGCCAGAAAACCAAGGAAGCCGGCCAGACUAUUCAGACUACGGCCCAGCAACAGGAGGCUUCUGGAAGAAGCCAGGAAACUGGAAGACCGCAAGAAGGAACCAAAACACGAACGGGAUGAAAAGAUCUUGCUUUGGGUUUUCUUGGGCCUUGAUAAAGCCCACUUGUUGACCAUGUAGUUUUUUAUUUCUUUUUCUGUUUUGUUUUGUUUUGUUUUGUUUUGUUUUUUUGUUUUUUUGUUUUUUUUUUGUAUUUUCUUUUUUUGGUAAUUUUCUUUUUGUGUUUAAUGAGAAUAAAUGAGCCAGUGCAUUGUAGACAAUUCUCAAUCUCCAGGAUGUCUGUUUAAUUGCUUUUAUAAUGAGUCUUUUUCUCUCUGUUAAUAAAAUUAGUAAUAUUUCUUUUC